Panicum hallii is the source of this 1597-nucleotide messenger RNA. Its product is annotated as nucleosome assembly protein 1;1. Bases 133 to 1272 code for a protein of 379 amino acids. Gene Ontology annotation, biological process: nucleosome assembly. Lineage: Eukaryota; Viridiplantae; Streptophyta; Magnoliopsida; Poales; Poaceae. Gene Ontology annotation, cellular component: nucleus; chromatin. The record is from RefSeq and is a predicted model, not a curated record. The transcript is spliced from 12 exons. Gene Ontology annotation, molecular function: chromatin binding; histone binding.
ACCCGAGAGACUAGGGUUUUAGUUGCAUCCCUUCUCUCCUCUCGCCGCCCAGCUCCGCGCCCCUCUCUCCGGCGGCGCCGCGGCGGCAAAGUCCGAAUCGAGCGCGAUCAGAGCCUCACCGAAGAACCGGCGAUGGGCGGCGAGAAGGAUACCAUCGACCUCUCCGACCUCAACGCCGCCCUCCCCGCCGCCGCCGCAGCUCUCAGCGCCGAGGACCGCGCCGGCCUCGUCAAUGCCUUAAAGGACAAGCUGCAGAGCUUGGCAGGUCAGCACGCCGAUGUGCUAGAGACACUCUCGCCCAACGUUAGGAAGCGCGUCGAGUUUUUGAGAGAAAUCCAGGGUCAACAUGAUGAGAUUGAGGCGAAGUUUUUUGAAGAACGAGCUGCACUUGAAGCUAAGUACCAGAAGCUGUAUGAACCUUUGUACACAAAGAGGUAUGAAAUUGUAAAUGGAGUAGUGGAGGUAGAUGGCGUCAGUGAUGAACCGACCAGCGAUAAUGCUGAAGAGGGAAAAGAAUCAGAUGCUAAAGGAGUUCCAGAUUUUUGGCUUACUGCUAUGAAAACUAAUGAAGUCUUAUCUGAGGAGAUACAAGAGCGUGAUGAACCUGCAUUGAAAUAUAUAAAAGAUAUCAAGUGGUCUAGAAUUGAGGAUCCUAAGGGUUUCAAGCUGGAGUUCUUCUUUGAUACAAAUCCGUUCUUCAAGAACUCCAUCCUAUCAAAGACCUACCACAUGGUUGACGAAGAUGAUCCGAUUCUGGAGAAAGCAAUUGGAACUGAAAUUGAGUGGUAUCCUGGGAAAAAUCUUACACAGAAGAUUCUAAAAAAGAAACCGAAGAAAGGUUCAAAGAAUGCAAAGCCUAUUACUAAAACUGAAGUGUGUGAGAGUUUCUUCAACUUUUUCAAUCCCCCACAGGUCCCUGAUGAUGAAGAAGACAUUGAUGAAGAAACUGCUGAUGAGCUGCAGGGUCAAAUGGAGCAUGAUUAUGACAUUGGGACCACCAUAAGGGAUAAGAUCAUCCCUCAUGCUGUUUCUUGGUUUACUGGUGAGGCUGUGCAAGCUGAUGAUUUUGAGGACAUGGGUGACGAUGAUGAGGAUGACGAUGAGGACGAGGAUGAUGAUGAAGAUGAAGAGGAGGAAGAGGAUGAGGAUGAGGAGGAUGAGGAAGAAGAAAGCAAACCAGCAAGGAAGUCGGGCUCGGGCCGCAAACAAAAGGUAACACAGAAGGUGCCGCAUGGAAACGCUGAUCAACCAGCAGAGUGCAAGCAGCAGUAAACUGCCCCCAUUAUCCAUGUGUUUCCAUUGGUGCUUGGUUGAUGCAGUAUUUUCCAUUGAACUGCCCAGGAGCUUUUUCGGUUGUUUCUGUGAGCGGGUUAGAUGUUAUUAGGUGGCGAGGCUGCUGUCUGGAGCCCUUAGUGCUGUGUUGGUGGAUGGUUAAUGGUUUGAAACUUCUCUGUUAGCGUCUUAUGUUUCGGUUGUAUGCAAUCGGAUGGUAUUAUAUGAUUGUGUAAUUAUCUUUGCACUCUGCCUAAGCCUUCAUUCUUGUUCGUUAGAUGAUAUAAAAGUGUAACCUUCGACUCUGCGAGAUCAGAAUUCCGAA